This is a messenger RNA of Selaginella moellendorffii, 607 nucleotides long. RefSeq names its product histone H3.3. The record is from RefSeq and is a predicted model, not a curated record. Gene Ontology annotation, cellular component: nucleosome. Gene Ontology annotation, molecular function: protein heterodimerization activity; DNA binding; structural constituent of chromatin. NCBI's taxonomy places the organism in Eukaryota, Viridiplantae, Streptophyta, Lycopodiopsida, Selaginellales, Selaginellaceae. The coding region runs from base 7 to 474 and encodes 155 amino acids. The transcript is spliced from 3 exons.
UCUACAAUGGCGCGUACCAAGCAGACCGCUCGCAAGUCCACCGGAGGAAAGGCGCCCAGGAAGCAGCUCGCCACAAAGGCUGCCAGGAAGUCUGCGCCUACCACUGGGGGUGUCAAAAAGCCCCAUCGCUACCGCCCAGGAACUGUUGCACUCCGUGAGAUCCGGAAGUACCAGAAGAGCACCGAGCUGCUUAUCCGCAAGCUGCCCUUCCAGAGGCUGGUUCGUGAGAUUGCACAGGACUACAAGGUGGGUUCUCUUGUCUUGCUUGUGUUUCUUCUGACGCUUGGGUGUUUGUGGAACCAGACCGACUUGAGGUUCCAGAGCCAUGCUGUUUUGGCGUUGCAGGAGGCGGCCGAGGCUUACCUGGUGGGCCUCUUCGAGGACACCAACCUGUGCGCUAUCCAUGCCAAGAGGGUGACUAUCAUGCCCAAGGAUAUCCAGUUGGCCCGGCGCAUCCGUGGGGAGCGGGCCUAGGAGGAAUCGAAUUCACCCACUUUAGGUUGUCUAGAAUCGUUGUCUAGCCGUGUAAUAUAUCUCCGCCUAAACUUUUCCCUCGUUAAUGGCUGCUCUUAAUUUGUUGAAGUCAGUAAAAGGAGCUUUAAGGUUA